Trichogramma pretiosum is the source of this 1936-nucleotide messenger RNA. RefSeq lists its product as uncharacterized. Gene Ontology annotation, biological process: proteolysis. Lineage: Eukaryota; Metazoa; Arthropoda; Insecta; Hymenoptera; Trichogrammatidae. Bases 91 to 1860 code for a protein of 589 amino acids. The transcript has 14 exons. The record is from RefSeq and is a predicted model, not a curated record. Gene Ontology annotation, molecular function: metalloendopeptidase activity.
UCUUUUUAUCUGGGGCUUAAGUGAUUCCAACAUUUUUUCAAUGGUGUCAGUUCGUGUAUUGAAUUUUUAAUAAAGUUAUUAAAGUCAAAAAUGAUGUGGUGCAUAAAGUUUAUAAUUUUAGUAGGAAUUUCGUUCUUAAACAGUGCAGAAAGUCAAGAGUUUCUCCACGAAAGCAUGAAGCCCCACGAAAUUGAAAUACUUUUCGGCUCUAGUCGCAUACCCUCCUAUAAAAUUGUUCCUGUCAGUCAUACUCUUUACUCGAAUAAUAUAAAACGUCGAGUGGUUGAAAUAUUUUUUGAACAACCUAUGCGAUUGUAUUUGGAACCGAGCGAUGGUUUACUUGCUGGGGUCAAAACACAUGUAUACAAAGCAAAAUCUCUAAGUGGUAUGAAAAAUAAAUUGAAAUUUCAACGACUUAGAAAGGUUAUAAAAAAUCAAGGUAAAUUUUAUCAAGAUACUGUGAAUAAAGCUGCUUUAUAUGUUACUCAUGAUCGUGAAAAUAAACCUUUAUUCAAUGGAGUAAUUGACCAAGUUGCCGUCCGACCGUUGCCGGAACGAUUUCGUAGUCAAUUUAAAAGAGAUAAACGCUCUGCAAAUGAUGAGUUUUCGCAAUCCAAUCGAAAAGUUUACCAUUCCAAUCUCGAGGAUACACAUCAUCACAUUGUAUUCAAAAUACAUAAUGAAAAAUCUAUAGGAAAUUCAUUGAAUCUUAAAGCUAAUAGAAAAUAUCCGAAGAAAAAGCAUCACGGCAAGGAAACAACACCGAAAACAAUUUAUCCGCAGAUUUUGGUUUUUAUGGAUUCAACGCUUUUCACACUUUUUGAUAAAAGUGCCAGUGGUGCUGUCGACUACUUGUUGUCAUUCUGGAAUGCGGUAGAUUUAAGAUAUCGAAUUUUUCAGCAACCAAAUAUCCGCUUGAACAUAGCUGGUUUCAUAUUAGCCGAGGAUGCUGGUGUCACUGAAUAUUUGAGCAAAAAUAUUAAAAUAAUUCCUGGCCAUUUUGAUCAAAUGAUACAAGUGGAUGAUUCAUUACACAGCAAGGCUGAGAUGUUUUACUAUGAGACACACUACCAUAAGACAAAUAAUUCUAUGAUUUAUAAACCAUUGGGACUAGAAUUUGAUGUUGUGAUAACUAUGACGGCGCUAAGGCUAUGCUCUUUUAAUUCAAAGAAAUGUUUUGAUUCACGAGGAGAGUAUCAAUGUAGUGCUGAACAUUACUACAUCUCAUCGGCAUGUAGUGCUUUGGGUUACGCUUACAAUGAAGGUGUGUGUUCGUAUAACAUUAAAACUCGGCUGAUGGAGUCAGUGGGAAUUACUCAUGAUAGGGGUGGUUUCAAUGGUAUCAUUCCUACUGCUCACGAGCUAGGGCAUCUAUUUGGGGCAUCACAUUCUGAAGACAAUAGAUACCAAUGCCCUGUUCAAGAUGGAUAUUUGAUGUCUAGCAUAAUGGAUAUUACCAGAGACAGUUUUGUAUUCAGCAACUGUAGUCUUAAUAGUAUUAAAGACUUCUUACAAAGUCCAUCAGCUGCAUGCCUUUCAAAUCAGCCGGUUGUUGGCGAACGAGUGAAAAGAGUCUUACCAGGAAAAAUUUUAUCGCGUGAUGAACAGUGUCAACGACUUGUCAAAUCGAGCUCUUGCAAAGAUGAUGUAAUGGACAAAAUGUGUGACCAAUUGUAUUGUAAAAUUGGAGAUCGUUGUCGUAUUGUCAAAAAUGCACCUGUGCCCGAAGGAAGCUCUUGUGGCGAUGGAUUCCAUUGCAUCAAUGCUAGAUGCACCAACAGGGAUGAAAAAAAAGUAUUAAUUUGGCAAGAACCUGAUGAAUACGACUAUGAUGAAGAUCCUUUUGAAUCAUUCUACUGAAACACUUUUUGGUUAAAUUGUUAAAAAUGUGUAUAUAUAUAGGGUUCGCCGAUUUUAGACAAAAUAAUUAAGGGCU